CUGGCACUGGACAGUGCCCAGAAGGCCAGCUGGCAUUAGAGUUUGUUUAAAUGACACGGAGAACAUGGCAGGCUGGCACUAGGACUGUCCUUGGCUAUGCCUGCUGUGGAUGGGGUCGGUGACCUUGAGGCGUAGCACAGACCCAAACAGAAUUGGGGGCUGGCGGGGCCCAGGGCUCCGCCCUCCAGGCUGGGCAGAUUGUGGGGCGGGGGUGAGCUCAGGUUCCGUCUGUGACCUGCAGCUGUUGGGAUGACUCAUGUCCCAGCAAGGACACUUCCUCUUCGACCCAGAACAGGGUCCACAGGGGGCUGGACCAGCGGAGGCUAAGGGCCCAUCUUGGCAGAGGCCUGGCACCUACUUGGGGCAGAGGGGCACGAGCCCCAUCUCAGGAAGCCCAGAGCCUCACUGCAGAAAGAAUCAGCUCCCAAGGCUGGCGAGGAUCACUGCCAAUUUAAGGCCAGCCUGGACUACAUAACGAGGAGACCCUGUAGGAAAAAUGCAGAAAAACAAAACAACAACAAACCGGAAUCCACUUCCCACUGGGCAGGAGGGGGAAGCCUGCAGGAGCUGGCACAACACCAAGCAGGACCUGCAGGCCAGAGCAGGCCAGCUCAGGGGGCAGGGCUGGAGAACGCCCCCCCCCCAACCCUGUCCCCAGGCCGUCCUGACUCCAGGGCCAGGACGUUCCAAACCUCCAUCCCUGGGCCCCACGGAAGCUGCCAGCCCCGGGAGGCCCGGUGUCCCCACCCUGUGCAUUAGUGCCACUCUCCUCUGCUAUCACGGCUACCAUCGCCAAGGCCUGGGGCAACAGGACCGGCCAGGCCUGAACUCACUGUCCCAGAGGAGGGGCUGAGCAGGCAGCUGUGCUGACAGCGCUCAGGGAGGGGCGGUCCAGAGGAAGGGGCGUGGGAUGGUCUGAACCCCUUGGGGAGGGCGCCGGGGUGGUGGGGACCAGGGACAGGGGCUCAUUCAAACCUUAGGGAAGAGAAGGGAUAAGACGCUGGGCACAAGGGGUCAAUGGGCAGGAUGCUUGCCUGUCAUCCCAGCAGUUGGGAGGCUGAGGCAGGAGGAUCACAGGAGUUGGGGCCAGCGUGGGCUACAUAGUGAGUGCAUCCUGGGAGACACAGCAAGACCCUGUCUCAAAACUCAACAGAAAGUGGGAGUGGGUAAUGGGCAUGGGGCAGGACCGCCAGGGCACGUGGGGCUGCGUCUGGGCUGCAGGACUCGAUGUCCAGGCAGGCUCCCCCCACGCCCCCACCCCGCAUGUCUGCAGCAGGGACAGGAGAUGGACAGUGGCGAAGCGCGUGGCCCAGGGGCACUCAUUGCUCAGCCGCCCCCGCAGGGAGGGGCGGGGAGGGGCGGGGCGGAGAUAAAGGGGCUCCGGUAGCAGGUAGCCGACCAGCGCCUCCGCGAUGAGCCAGGAGGACCCCAGCCUCGUGAGUGUGGCUGCCGCCUACCAGCGCUUCCAGCCUGCCGCCUACUUGCGCAACAACUACGCGCCCCCGCGCGGCGACCUCAGCCGCCCGGGUGGCGUCGGGCCUUGGAAGCUGCAAUGCCUGGCAGAGACUUUUGCCACCGGGGAGGUGACCGGGCGCACCCUCAUCGACAUCGGCUCCGGCCCCACCGUGUACCAGCUGCUCAGCGCCUGCGCCCACUUCGAGGACAUCACCAUGACGGAUUUCCUGGACGUCAACCGCCGAGAGCUGGGGCGGUGGCUGCGCGAGGAGCCGGAGGCCUUCGACUGGAGCGCGUACAGCUGGCACGCGUGCCUCAUGGAGGGCAGGGGCGAGUCCUGGCAGGAGAAGGAGCGCCAGCUGCGAGCCCGGGUGAAGCGUGUGCUGCCCAUCGACGUGCACCAGCCCCAGCCCCUGGGCACCGCCAGCCCCGCGCCCCUGCCCGCUGAUGCCCUGGUCUCCGCCUUCUGCCUGGAGGCUGUGAGCCCCGACCUGGCCAGCUUCCACCGGGCGCUGGGCCACGUCACCACGCUGCUGAAGCCCGGGGGGCAUCUGCUCCUCAUCGGGGGCCUGGAGGAGUCGUGGUACCAGGCUGGGGAGGUCAGGCUGGGGGUGGUGCCCGUGAGUGCGGGGAUGGUGCGCGAGGCCCUGGUGCGUGGAGGAUACGAGGUCCGGGACCUGCGCACCUAUACCAUGCCUGCACACCUCCGGACCGGCGUGGAUGACGUCCAGGGGGUCUUCUUCGCCUGGGCCCAGAAGAAGGCGGGCGUGGCGGUAUGAUGGUCUGGGGCAAGCUCAGACGCCCUGGUACUCAACGUGGCACCUAAUAAAGCCGCCGCUCCUGCUCUGAG
Chinchilla lanigera (long-tailed chinchilla) is the source of this 2305-nucleotide messenger RNA. RefSeq names its product phenylethanolamine N-methyltransferase (gene Pnmt). Bases 1413 to 2234 code for a protein of 273 amino acids. Gene Ontology annotation, cellular component: cytosol. The transcript is spliced from 3 exons. The record is from RefSeq and is a predicted model, not a curated record. Lineage: Eukaryota; Metazoa; Chordata; Mammalia; Rodentia; Chinchillidae. Gene Ontology annotation, molecular function: phenylethanolamine N-methyltransferase activity.